Molecule: messenger RNA, 1894 nt
Organism: Pecten maximus
Lineage: Eukaryota; Metazoa; Mollusca; Bivalvia; Pectinida; Pectinidae
Exons: 6
Coding region: 230-652 (140 amino acids)
Source: RefSeq, a predicted model, not a curated record
CAGAUUAUAUCGAUAGUGAAUCGUCACAUUUGGUGACGCUUGUUACUCCUUCAGAUGAAUGUUACAUUGGCUCUCAUUGGUUCCUGCUCCCACGUCUCGGGAUUGGUACAACUUAAAGAGCUUGUAUAAAAGUCGACUCGAUUGCUAUUCCGGACCUAUGAAACAUAGACACUUUAAGUGGGAUAACUAUACCUGGAACUGAAUCAGGACUUACAAAAACGCCACAGACAUGUUGAGGACAUACUUAGUAAGCUGUACCUGUGCGGCAGUCCUUCUCGUUGCCUGUGUAACAGACGCUAGGUUUCUGGACGACGAUUUGGGUUCACGAUUUUUCAAGAGAUCCUGGUCGGAUCAAAGAAUAGCGGAAAUAAAAGCAGAAAUUGCUUUACUAGGCCGUAAUGGUGUAGGUCACGGACAGGUUGAUCCCUAUAAGACAUUGAUCAAGAGAACGUCCUCCGAUCAGAGGAUUGCUGAACUCAUGGCGCUCAUAGCCUUGUCACGUGGUGGAGGUGGUAUGAUAGGUCACGGUCGCAUUGACCCCAACUACGUUGGUAGAAAGAAAAGAGAUGUAUCCAGCAUACCAAAUUUCAGAGGACUAAAUGCACAGAGAAUAUUAAAUAAAAUUUUACGCCAAUCUCCGGAGAAAUUGUGAUGAAAUAGAAAUCAUCUAACCUCGGCCUAGGCUUCCGUCCAUCCUUAAACUGACUGCAAAAGACGCAAUUACCACACCAUCUAUAUUCUUCAGAGGACGACAACUGUAAUUUCUUCGUUAGGGAUGGGAAAUGAUUUUCUGACUUUCUGCCAUAUUUUUUUCAAAAAUGGGAACUCUUCAUGUUUUUGUCCGCGCUUCAAUAUUUGUGUCAAUAACAGAAUUUCUGUCUUUCUAUUGUCUUCAAACAAGAAUACCGCAACACAGAGAUUUUUAAAUAUAUUAUGGAAUCAACCAUAUAUAAGAACUUUUUUCCAAUUGAGUUUUCUUUAAAGUGGAACAUAACUACAUACUUUGCAAUUAUUCUAACAAUGGCGCAAAGCGACAGUGCUACUGCACAUUGAAAACAAAGCGUGACAUUUUGAUAUUGCCGAUGCUGCUUAAGUAUUUCGGUGAUGCUGAGAAGAAGUAUGAAAGCGGUAUCAUACGUUUUGUGUCGGGUAACAUUUCUUGGAAUGGGAGAAAUUAACCACAUUUCCUAUGAAGUACGCCUACCGUCGAAACACCUUGAACGAUUUUCGUAAUGACAAACUCUCUAUCAAACAUUUACCCGUGAUGUGAUCAAAUUUUCUACAAUGUACAUUAUACCAGACGUUUAACACUGAUAUGUUUACAAAUAUUCUACAGUGGACGUUAUAGCGAGUGAUGUUAAAUAUUUUACAAAUCUCUCCCCCUUCCCCCUAGUGAUCCAAAAUAUUCUGCAAUGCACUUUUGCCUUUAGUUUUGUUGAUUUUUUUUCCAUAAAUAUAUUGAACCCAAUAGUUUAACCUAAACAUUCUACACCACACCUUACCGCGAGUGAUUCAAAACAUUCUACACAUAUUAUAGUGCUAUCAUGUGGUCUUUCUGUAGGUGAAUGCUAGUAACACUAGGAAUGCAUGAUAUGAAAGUAUAUACUGCGAUUGUGUUUAUUUUAUGUGUCUCAGGAAAUCUAGCUGAGCUAGAUAUAUGUCUGUACGCCAAUUUAAUGUAUAUUUAUUAAAUAAUAUUUAUUUUUCACUUCUGUGCUUCACGCAAGCGCUCAUCUGUUCUCUCUUCAUGGCAUAUUCGAGUAUAAAAUAAUAAAAAAUUAACGUUUAUACUUUUAGAUUGUUUCAAGCAUCUGUUCACCUAUCUAACGUUAUUGGGGUCAUUUCAAAGAUUGACGGUUCGCUUUGACAGGAAAUAAAGCAAACGAGGCAACCA